AUGGGCAUACCCAUCUGGAUCACCUCUAUGCCUUCUCGCCUGCCUCCCGUUUAUACGAGAACGAUAGAGGUUGGACAAGACUUUCUCCCCGCCCCUGCCACCCGCUUCGUCGUCACCCAGUAUCUGGAGACAAGCCAGGACCCGCCGUACUGGGCGCUGAUCAUCGUGGGUGCCUUCUUCGACAGCGAGGAUCGCAUCGUCUGGAGCUCCGAAGUGUUUGUCGCGCACCUCGACAUCCAGCUCGAGUCCGACGACGACGACGACUCUAGCGAGAGCAGCAGUGAGGAAGCAGCCUUGGCAGUUGAGCACUUUGCACGCUCGCCAAGCCCCUCGUUCCUCCUGCGUCCCGGACGCGGAACCAUCAGGGGCAUUGGCGGCGAGAACACGUUGCUCAGCAGUGACGAAGCUGCCUCUGUCACGCCAGGUUUGUGUCCUCAUCACUGA
Messenger RNA from Purpureocillium lilacinum, 444 nucleotides. RefSeq lists its product as uncharacterized. The record is from RefSeq and is a predicted model, not a curated record. NCBI's taxonomy places the organism in Eukaryota, Fungi, Ascomycota, Sordariomycetes, Hypocreales, Ophiocordycipitaceae.